This is a messenger RNA of Amoebophrya sp. A120, 2550 nucleotides long. NCBI's taxonomy places the organism in Eukaryota, Dinophyceae, Syndiniales, Amoebophryaceae. The record is from the annotation of a GenBank genome assembly.
GGCUGCGGCUCGUCUUUACUUUAUCAUUAUAACCACCAUUUUUUAGUAAGAGAAGCUGGUCGCCCUAGCCAGACAUGUUGUGCAGAUUAUCAAGCUUUUUGUUCUUGAUGUAGGCGUCGACGGCUAUUAUUUGCAGCUCGUAUGGUAAAAGUCAUGACAAUGACUUCUUCCGCCGAUGAAAAAUGCUGCGAUCACCUGUCCACCCUGCAGCGGCUUUUGGCCAAACAAGCAGCCCGAGGACAGGGGACAAACGAGCGGGGCGCCACGACUUCUGCCACCUGCUGCUCGCACGCACUCUCGCUGCCAAAUGCGGAGAUUUUAAAGAAGGUGCAAAAUCUCCUUUCCACCACGUACUGGAGCGACGCAGGGGGCCGGCCGCUGUUGCCGCAAGCUUAUCACCUCGAUUGCGGGCCGCGCCAGAACGGGGUGGAUACCGACAAUGUGCGGACGUGGAUAAAGGUGGUUGAGGGUAUACGGGAGGCGGGCAUGGUAGAGACUGAAGUGGAGGAGAUUCUCGUUAUCCGGGCACCUUCUGCUUCUUCCUCGGGAAUAAAGGUCUUAUCCCUUGAGGAAGAGCAAUCGGACCAUGAAAUGCCUUCCAAUCGCCGGCUUCUACGACUGACGAACGCGGGUGCUGCAGCAGUGCUGGAGCAAAGCAGCGGGGUAAAGAGCGCGUUGGAAAGGUGCCUUCUGAACACGAGAAGCGAAGUGCUGUCUGAGGCUUCGCGGUACAUUCGCUUGGUGAAACUGCAGUGGCCAACUUCCACGCGGGCAAAAAGAAAAAACGGCGACGAAUCUUCGCAAGCUGGUGCAGUCAAGAUAAGUGAGGAAACUGACGCCGGCGGUGCGGACCAGGAGCUGCACCUCCGGAGAUUCCUAGAGGCUCUCGACAAGCCGAACGGCACAGGGGACGAAUGUUGUGAGCGGGUCAUCAAGCCUUUCACAUUUUGCGAGCUGUUCGCAGGCUUGGGCGGCUUCCGGAUCGGGCUCGAGGCGCUCGGCGGAAAGUGCGUUUUUGCGUCCGAGAUCAACCCGGUAUGCCAGGCAGUGUAUGCCGGCAGGUGGAACGAGAGGAAGCCGGGCGAUGAGGAGGAAGCGAAAAGCGUAGCAUCGAGAGGCAACGACAAUACAAUAAAAUCUACAAUGGGCUCAGCAGCUUCUAAUACAAAACCUCCGAACAACAACAAUUACGUACCCGGCCCCGCAGCGGCAAAAGCGGAUAGCAUUCCUGUUCUCGGCCCGGCCCUCUUGCACGGGGAUAUCACGAAAGUGCCCUGCUCCGCAAUACCGAGCCACGACUUGCUGGUUGGCGGCUUCCCGUGCCAGCCGUUCUCUCGGUUGGGCAACCAAGACGCGUUUGACGAGAAGCGGGGGAGAGGCGUUUUGUACUUGGAAAUUUUACGGAUUUUGCAGGAGAAAAAACCAAAAAUGUUCCUGCUCGAAAAUGUACCGGGGAUUGCGGAUGGGAAGGAAGAUACUGAGGUUGAAUUUUGCGAAAAUAUUAGUACCGACGUUGCUGCAGUGGAACAAGAACUUCCGGCGAAGCGGGCGAAGAAAGACGCGAUGGCGUUUGGGGACCAGGACAAGACCACUUCAUCCAGUAAUAAAGUGCAGUCUUCUUGUUCUCAGCAAAAGUCAUCGCCCCUGGACAUCAUUCUCUCUGACCUGAAGCUUGGUGGUCUGUAUAACGUUCAAGCGAAGAUUUAUUCCUCGGCCCCAUUAACGGUCCAGCAGCGAAAGCGCGUCUACUUCGUCGGCGUGCUGCGCGAAGAGGGGAAGAAGAAGCGAAAGAUUCGGUUUCCAGAAGAAAUCCUUCCGGACCUAGGGUUGAUCGCCGAGGACGCGAUCGAGUUUGAGGAGCCUUCACCCGCUGUGCGCACGGCCGGCGACGCGGAAACGACAGGCGGUGGCGGCAAAGGUUUCGGAAAGCAAAGCGGAAAGACGCCGACAAACCACGACCCCGGUAGAUCCCUGCGUCUCUCCCCGAGCCAGUUCGAGAAACUCUGGCACAAACUCCCCUCCCUCCAGCGACAAGGAAAAAACCUGUUCCUCUACCCCACGACAAAGAAGCUCGGGCCGGUGGUGUCUCACUACGGGCAUUCGCCGGGUCACGGGAACUGUCAGCUCGUGGCGCGGCCCUGUGACUCAGUGGAAGGCGGCGUUCCGCGACUGCUCUCUGCGGCGGAGUGUUUGCGAGUGAUGGGCAUCAACCCGAAGGACUUUCUGCCGAAGAUGGAAACGGACUGGGUCCCCGGUGCGGUGAAGUUUCCGUCUUCCAAGCCGCUAAUAAAGAAGUCCUGCUACCACAUCAUCGGGAAUGCAGUGUGCCCGCCAAUCAUCGCGUGGCUGGCAGAGAAGGUGGUGCUGCCAGCUGGUGGGUUUGUGGAGAAGAGGGCGAAGGCCUCUACUAGUGAAGCGUGUACAGAAGUAGAUGGAACAAAGAAAGGCAGUGCAUUGCCUGUUUAUCUGAGAUUAGCAUUGGAAGCUGUGAAAGAUGUCACGAACGUGACGCGCGAAUGAAUAAUCGAAAAGCCAAAGAGCUUCUGAAAC